Molecule: messenger RNA, 1686 nt
Organism: Leishmania mexicana MHOM/GT/2001/U1103
Lineage: Eukaryota; Euglenozoa; Kinetoplastea; Trypanosomatida; Trypanosomatidae
Product: proline oxidase, mitochondrial precursor-like protein
Exons: 1
Coding region: 1-1686 (561 amino acids)
Cellular component (GO): mitochondrion
Molecular function (GO): FAD binding; proline dehydrogenase activity; calcium ion binding
Source: RefSeq, a predicted model, not a curated record
AUGCGCCGUCUCCUCCCCCUGCGACCGGCUGCUGUGGCCUUUGCCGGGUCUGCUCGUCACUCUUCCGUGGCAAUGCAGGACAAGCACCCGAAGCUGCCGAACUUCGACGACGACACGACCUACCGCCAGCGCUCGGCAUGGUACUUGAUAAAGGCGUUGGUGGUUCUUCGCCUGUGCAGUGUGAGCUAUUUGGCCAUGAACUCGGUGCCGCUGAUGAAGAAAGUGGAGAAGAUCCUUGGCAGCAAGCUUACCUACAGCGUCCUCGUCAAGAAGUCCUUCUACAACUACUUCUGCGCGGGCGAGAAUGACCAGGAGCUGCGCGACACGGUGUACAAGCUUUCCCGCAACAACAUCGGCGCUGUACUCGACUACGCGGCGGAGGCCGGCACGGAGGGCUUCGCACCGGAGCCGGGUGUGGCGUCUGGCCCCGAUAUUUCGAUGUCUAGUCUCGUUACGAAGCCUAAUGUUCAGUACCCAAUGGACGAGGGGUUCUUUAACGAGAACAUGAAACUCUACAUGAUGAGCGUCAUGCACGCCUCGCUGUACAGCCCGCGAAACGCCGCCGGUGUAACCGCUGUUAAGGUGACAGGCAUGUGCGACCCUCAGCUGCUUGCACGCGUAUCGGCGCUGCUCAUGUCCGUCCACCAGAGCUGGUGCAAGCACUUCACGAACGAGGAGUCGCUGAAGCUAGAGGAGUGCCGCAUCGUCAUGGGUGUGAAUCGCAAGCACCAGCUAUUCAUCACCUACGACCAGCUGCGUGCCGGUUUCGAGAAGUACAACCCCUCUAACAAGCUGUCGGAUGCCCAGCUCAAGGAGAUUACAGAGGUCCUGGACCCCCGCAAGACGGGCAAGGUGAACUACUUUGAGUACAAGGAGAUGCUGACGAAUGCCCUCAUCGCCGUGGAGCCGACGCCAGUGCAGAAGGCGCUUAUCGAGGGACUGCCGCAGAUGAGUGCAAAGGAGAAAGAGCUGUGGAAAAACGUCAACAACCGACUCUCGUUGAUCGCCUCCAUGGCGAAGGAGCUCAAUGUCCGCAUGCUUGUCGACGCGGAGCAGACUUUUUAUCAGCUGGCCAUCGACGCGAUCGUGGCAACCCUACAGAAGACCUACAACACGGAGCUGCCGGUGGUGUACGACACAUACCAGUGCUACCUGACGUACGCAGAGGACCGCAUUGACAAUGACCUUGUUCGCGCUCGCCACAUGAACUUCCACUGGGGCGGCAAGAUCGUGCGCGGCGCCUACAUUGUGCAAGAGCGCGCGACGGCGGCCCAGUACGGCUACACUAGCCCCAUCUGGUCUACCUACGAGGAGACGAACAAGUGCUACAAUGCCGCCGCGAAGCGCAUCUUCGACACCUUCGAGGCGCAGCCAACGAAGAAGCACGAGGUCUUCUUUGGCACCCACAACAAGGAGUCUCUAGAGAUUAUCACGGCCAGCGUCUUGAAACGGCCGGGUAUCCAGUCUCGCGUCUCCUUUGGACAGCUGUUUGGGAUGCGCGACAACCUGACGGUGCCCCUUGCCCGCGCCGGCUUCCAGGUCUAUAAGUACGUGCCCUACGGCCCCGUGAAGGAGACGAUCCACUACCUCGGCCGCCGCGCCGUGGAGAACUCGUCGAUCUUGACGACCGGCGACAACGAGACGGUGAUGAUGAUCAAGGAGCUGAAGCGCCGCUGCGGUUUUUAA